Arabis nemorensis is the source of this 717-nucleotide messenger RNA. NCBI's taxonomy places the organism in Eukaryota, Viridiplantae, Streptophyta, Magnoliopsida, Brassicales, Brassicaceae. The record is from the annotation of a GenBank genome assembly.
AUGAUCUACACCUUGAGCCCUGAACAUCCAACAGAGGAGUCUUUGAAGAACAUGAUUGCAACAAUGCCACAAGGUCUACAAGAAAAGAUGCUAGACACUGUUUUGGUCUCCAGAGGAAUGGAAACCCUUCACGGCUUUCUGAGNCUCUACAUCUAUAGGUAUGGCCUAGACCUUGGUCCACUAUUAGGAAUACCUUAUCAUCCGACAUAUCUUUUCCUCACAACCAUUGAGAUGAAUCCAUGUCACUACGAGAACUUUCCAAAAGAAGCCUAUCUCCUACUUUGGUCUUUGUCGGAUCUUUACACCAUUGGAGUAUUAUUCAACAAGUGUCACAUGCUCCAGUAUUUGGCAAAGUGCAUCAUGACAAGNAAGAAACCGCACUACAAGCANCUUUACAAGUGGCUCACUCUAUUCAAAGAUGUGACGUGGUGGCAGGAGAAUAUUCGAGCUCAGCAUGGAUUUAAAAUCUUUGCCACGUUUAGGAUAAUCACUCAUCAAGUCCAGACAGAAGAUGGGAUACUUAUCCAAAAGACUUAUGAAGCCCAUAUCCAGACAAGCUACAAUGACAGCGCAUUUAAUGGAGAUCAUUUUCAUGCAAGGACACGUGGUCUGGCAGCACUCAAUUAUCUCGAAGAAUCUCAACUGGACCCCAAUCUUUUCUGUCCUUAUACAGCAAGAACACGGAUCUCUAUCCGAAAGAUUUCGUUGAAGAGAUAA